AUGAAGGGCCCGCUACAGAAAGCCAAAGAUGUACCUUGCAAGCCAUCCAAACCAUGGCUUGGGCUCAUUCUCCUGUCUGUGGUUGUCUUCUCUUCCAAGAAGCGCUGCAGCAGAUAUUGUGCCUAUGGUAUCAAAACUUUUAAAGGUCAGUACUUUCACAGCCGGGAGUACAAACAUCCCGAUCUGUUCAAGGAUAAGAGAGUCCUUGUGAUUGGUAUGGGGAACUCUGGUACAGACAUUGCUGUGGAGGCCAGUCACGUGGCUAAAAAGGUCUUGCUCAGCACCACUGGAGGUGCAUGGAUGAUCAAUCUGGUUUUUGACCGUGGGUAUCCUUGGGACAUGGUGUUCACUUCUCGAUUUCAAAGUGCAUUAAGAAAUUCCCUCCCAACUUCAGUUGUAAACUGGUUAAUUGGCAAAAAGGCAAAUAGCUGGUUUGAUCACGCAAACUAUGGUUUAGUUCCAGAAAACAGGACUUUCCUAAGAGAACCUGUACUGAAUAGUGAGCUCCCAGGAUGCAUAAUUACUGGGAAGGUGUUGAUCAAACCCAGUGUGGAGACAGUGAAGGACAACUCUGUAGUGUUUAAGAAUACUCCAGAAGAAGAACCUGUUGACAUAAUUGUCUUUGCCACAGGAUACACUUUUGCUUUUCCUUUCCUUGAUGAGUCUAUAGUGAAAGUUGAAAACAAUCAGGCCUCUUUGUAUAAGUAUGUAUUCCCUGCACAUCUGGAAAAACCAACCCUGGCUCAAAAGCAACACCACUACAACUUCAGGCAACAAGUAACAAGCUCCAUCAUGGCUGAUGCUAGGAAACAUCAUGUACAGAUUAGGCAGUGA
Messenger RNA from Vombatus ursinus (common wombat), 834 nucleotides. Its product is annotated as dimethylaniline monooxygenase [N-oxide-forming] 1-like. Gene Ontology annotation, molecular function: NADP binding; flavin adenine dinucleotide binding; N,N-dimethylaniline monooxygenase activity. Bases 1 to 834 code for a protein of 277 amino acids. The record is from RefSeq and is a predicted model, not a curated record. The transcript is spliced from 6 exons. Lineage: Eukaryota; Metazoa; Chordata; Mammalia; Diprotodontia; Vombatidae.